Messenger RNA from Paramecium pentaurelia, 737 nucleotides. The record is from the annotation of a GenBank genome assembly. NCBI's taxonomy places the organism in Eukaryota, Ciliophora, Oligohymenophorea, Peniculida, Parameciidae.
AUGAUUCAAUAAGAGUAAUUCACAGCAGAAUAAAUCUAGCAAUAUGAUUAACUUGCUGAUUGUACAUUUCAAAUAUAUAUAUUUAGAGGCCAUUCAGUAAUUCUAACAAAUUCUACCUCUUACUCCUGAAAAUAAAUGGGAUCUUCAUAGUGAUAAGAAUGGUUUUAAGAUCCAUCUUAGGCCUGAUAAAGACACUGGUCUUAAUUUUUCAAGAGGAGAAGGCUUCUUACCUUAUACUAUUGAAUAAAUAAUGGAAGUUCUUAAUUAAGUAGAGAAUGCUGAAAAAUUUGAUGAAUUGUGUGAAUAAGUAUUAAUUUACAAUACAAUUAUUUUAGGCCUCCCUCAUCUAAAAAAUAAGAGAUGAUUUACUUGUCUUUUAUUAAAGAUUGAAGGAUAUGUUUAUAGUGGUUUCAGGAAGAGAUUUUGUUAUUUUGUAAAAGAGACAUAGAGAUGGAAAUAAAUUAUGGGUAGUGGGUAAAUCAAUUGAAUUAGCAUCAAAACCACCUGUAAAAGGAAAGGUUAGAGGUGAAUUAAAACUAGGAGGUUGGUUAUUAGAGGAGAAGGAAGGAGUAAUUAUAUAUCUAAAAUAUUAGGGUACAUAAGUUAUUUAUAUGACCUGGGGAGAUCCAAAAGGUAAUUUGCCAGCAAAGGCUGUAAAUUUUGCAUCUAGUGCUCAGGGUUAAGUUGUAGAAAGAUUGAAAAAGUUUAUGGAUUAAAAACACGGAAAAAAAUGAUAU